Rubroshorea leprosula is the source of this 997-nucleotide messenger RNA. NCBI's taxonomy places the organism in Eukaryota, Viridiplantae, Streptophyta, Magnoliopsida, Malvales, Dipterocarpaceae. The record is from the annotation of a GenBank genome assembly.
GUUAAUGUGUGUUGGUUUCUUUUGUUUUGAUAUUUUUGUGUUGCUUGGUCUCGGAAGUGGAAACUUGCCGAGAAAUUACUCGUUGGAGCAUUUGAUUAAUAGUCUAUAAACCAUCAAUGGCCCAACGUGCUCGUCCUACUCAGCUUACUUGCCACGUUUGUGGGCAGGUCGGGCACACCCGGGAUCAAUGCCACAUUGCUACUAGGGCUUGCUUCAAAUGUGGCAAGCAGGGACAUCGGAUUGCAAAUUGUCCACUGCUAGAUCCUAAAGCUCAGAGUACUCAACCUACCACUCCGCAGAGUUCUACCAGUCAAGGGGCGCAGAAACAGAGUACUGGGGUUCGGACAAGAGCCCAGCAGGCGAGAGUGCAAGUGAUGACUCACAAGGAAGCUGCGGCUACCGACGUAAUCACGGGUACCUUGCCUGUUAACUCUGAUUAUGCGCAUGUUUUAUUUGAUUCGGGUGCAUCGCAUUCUUUUAUUGCUCGAUCCUAUGUUUUGAAACGAGCUUUGCCUGUUGAUAUCUCUGAUUGUGAACUGCAUGUGGACACCCCUUUAGGAGGGGUGAUGACUACUAGGGAGGUGUGUAGGACCGUGGAUAUUUAUGUUGAUGGUAGACAGUUGAGUGCUAGUUUGUUUGUUUUAGACAUCUCCGAUUUUGAUAUCAUUUUGGGGAUGGAUUGGCUGUCUAAACACUUUGCCUCUAUAGACUGUCAUCGGAAAUGGGUAAAUUUUAAUAUUCUUGGUGAGCCAGAAUUUAGUUUUCAAGGCAGUGGUUCUUUUGCUCUACCCAUGUUAGUAUCUGCCUUGCAGGCUCAGAAAUAUCUUGUAAAUGGUUGCCAGGGCUUCCUAGUCUCUGUUACUGAUACUAGUAGUGUGACAUCGAGACUAGAAGACAUACCGGUGGUGCGUGAGUUUCCGGAUGUAUUUCCGAAGGAUCUCCCAGGUUUACCUCCGGAUAGAGAGAAUUGAAGGAGUUAAAGGUCCAGCUGGAGGAA